Talaromyces rugulosus is the source of this 1815-nucleotide messenger RNA. RefSeq lists its product as uncharacterized. Gene Ontology annotation, biological process: siderophore biosynthetic process. NCBI's taxonomy places the organism in Eukaryota, Fungi, Ascomycota, Eurotiomycetes, Eurotiales, Trichocomaceae. The record is from RefSeq and is a predicted model, not a curated record. The transcript is spliced from 6 exons. Bases 1 to 1815 code for a protein of 604 amino acids.
AUGACAAUACCACCAACAAGCGAGCGAGCCUCGUUCGAGGUAGCUAAACGUCUUCUCUGCCAGAUUCUGAAUGAAGGUCUAGUCAGCGGGACUUUGAAGACUGUCGAGUAUGGAGGACUGUACAUGUGUUUGUUCAGCAACCGCUACAUCACAGAAAAGCCAGAAAAAUACAUUCGCGUGGGACUCCAGAGAAGCGCACACGCUGGCAUUUUCGCUCGUUCUGGCCAAAUUGUGUCGCUGGUGCGCCCGGAAAUGUUGCAAAUGCCUGUUAUUCUCGUGGAUGGGACGUCUGAGCGACAGGAACUCCGUUCGGGGGCUUUGUUUCAGUUCGCAAGUAGCUUGUUCACGGAGCAUGUCGAACCAUCUACAUUGGAAAAUAUAACGUUGGGAUUGGAGAAUAGUAGGGCAAACACAGAGAAGUGGCUGGAAUUGCACUCCUCCCCUGAGCCACUGGACCUCAACUCGCCAUCGGUGAUGUGGGAACGAGCGCUAAUCUGGGGGCAUCCGACUCAUCCGUUCCAUAGACUAUGCUAUGCACAGGAAGGCUUGGCUCCAGUUGAGCCAAAAGAUCUGCCUCAGUUCCUCGCGCCGACACUAGCAUUCUUAUCCGUCUUACGGGCAGAGAUAUCCAUCUCGGGCCCUUUCGAGGAGUCACUGCAGCCUCUCUUAGACCAGCUAGACGUCCCUGCCCCUGAAAAUUCUGACAGGGUCAUUGUCCCCUGUCUCCAUCUUCAACUGCCCUGUGUCUAUCGCUACUUCCCCAGUACUGUCCUGGUCAAAACGGUUUCCAGCUGCGCGGACACGCAAGCUUCGAUGCGAACGCUCACACUGCGCUCACAAUUCAAUUUCUCCUACCACAUAAAACUGUCCAUCGCGUGCCAGAUCACCUCCGAUGUGAGGGCCAUUCGACCCUGCCAAACCCUGGGCGGACAGUUGGUGAGUAGGCAGCUGCACAAAUUCUUCCCGCCGGAUUUGUGGUGGUUUAAAGAGACUGCAUCGGUUUCUGGGAGCCAAACGGCUCAGGGAGAUACGCAAGAAAACGAAGAUAAGGCGCGUCAUAUUGGCUGUAUCCUGCGAGAGGAUCUGGAAGCUAGAGCGAACGCAAACAAUGAGGCCCUGAUAAUUGCUGGGUCGUUGGCUCAGCAACCCGCGAACGACCAUCGAACACAUGCGGAGAUUGUUUUUGGUCUGGAGACUAUCGAUCAAAAACAUGAUUGGCUCAAAGAGUACGUAGGAGGUUUUCUACGAGCUGUCCUUCCUUCGCUGGUCCGAUACGGCAUCGGUAUGGAGGCUCAUGGACAAAACACCCUAGUACGUGUGUGUCGUGGAACCAAAAUUAUCGCUGGAUUUGUCGUCCGAGACUUCGAGGGAAUCAAGGUGCAUGUCCCCACGCUAGAGGAACUAGGUAUAAAACUGUGUAUGACCUCCCCAGGAUGCUCGAGGAAUCUUGAGGACAUCUGGAGUAAGAUUCAUCACUCCAUUUUCCAGAACCACCUUGGGAAUCUUGUAUAUGCGCUGGGACUUGAUCGCCAUGACGGAUGGGCGAUCAUCAGGGACGAGCUCUCUGCGGUCCUGAACCCGGACACGGACUCGCGAGGUAGGGAGUUAUAUGACUUUAUUCUUCAGGAUACGAUGCCAUUUAAAUGCUUUUUGAAGAUGCGAAUGAGCGAGCAUUUUAAUGACUAUGAUGGUGAUGCACAAGACCAACGAAGCGCCAAGCAUGACGAGCGACCGCUACCUAACACCCUUCUAAUGGGUUCUGCGAGGUGGGAGAAAAUUCUGGAUGAUCAUGCAUCGAAAAUGACCGACACUUGA